AUCUAUUUUCUUUUCUGUUGCACUUGGCCGCAGUUUCAGAAGCCACUCAAAAUCAUUAUUAUUGAAAAGCAUAGUUAUUUGUAAUUUGCAAUGUAAUAUAAGAGGUCUUGGUUCAAUGUAAUUAAUAUACAUGUUAUAAAUUUAUUUCUAAUACACAAAUCAGUCACACAGUGUCCCGAUAAAGGCAUGUUCUAAAACUACAAUGUUUGUUACAAGUUUGAGUUAUUUUUUUCUACUUGUUGUUUUAACUAUAACAUCUUGCGAAGAAUUUAAUCUUUAUGGAGAAGCGGGACAGGCCUACGCACUGGAAAUCGAUGUCGGUCACCCCGCACAAAAGCUAAGUGUGUUAGUGGACACUGGAAGCACUACAUUGGCUAUAGCUUCUUAUGCCAGAAAAGAUAGCAACAAAUAUUUCAGAUCUAAAAACUCUACUACUAGUUACAACAGCGAAAGAGAGGUGCAAGCAAAAUACUCCCAAGGGACCUGGAUUGGACACUUGAUAUCAGAUUUUGUUAAAUUUCCGUCACUACCAAAAGUUCCUGAAGUAAGAUGUGACAUUGCACUAAUAACCAAAAGUCAUAAAUUCUUUAUGAAUGGCUCUGGAUGGCAGGGACUCCUAGGCCUAGCGUAUUUACCGGUUGGUGCAUGGGGUGAAAACGUUGUUGUUGGCUCCUGGCUGGAUUCCGUAGAGAAGGCUCUGAACAAGGCCAUGUCUUUCCAACUCAAGUUGUGUGGUGUGAAGAGCUCUACAAAUGCAACACAUUAUGGAAAUUUUGAGAUGCUUGACGAUGACACAGCAUCAUUAAAUCGUAAUGUGGAAUUCCGCACGCCAAUACUUCGAAAGAGGUGGUAUGAAGUUGGUGUUUUGUCAAUCAGAGUGGUGACCAAUAGGAGCACAACAGUUACCAACAUGACCAGUAAUAUCACAAAAGUUACAGGUGAUACUGGGGAUAUUGAUCAAGAGAGUUGUAUUAAACUUAAUGAAGAGAAAAGCAUAGUUGACAGUGGUACAACAAAUAUAAGAUUGCCGGAUGUUUUGUUUCGAGAGGUUGUAAAUGAACUGAGAAAUGCAGCACAAACGUCAAACAUGUUGAUCUUAGACGAAUUUUGGUAUCAUGGAGAGGCUGCCUGCUGGCCAGAGCCUCAAGAGUGGUCUUUACCGUCAAUCACCAUUGAUCUCCUGAGCACUGAAGCCGACAAUCAGUACUUUUCCCUUGAAAUACCACCAAAGAACUUCAUGCGAGUAGUAACAGCAAGGAAUAACAGUGGGGAAGGCGGCAGUGUAUCAGAGUUUUGCUACAAACUUGGGUUGGAAGCAGGGGGAAAGGAGACUGUACUGGGUUACACUGCUAUGGAGGGAUUGCAGGUACUGUUCAACAGAUCAGCCGGUUGGAUAGGCUGGUACCCAUCCGACUGCGGGCCCAAUGUACGUAUAACUGGUCCGUAUAACAUCUCCACGUCACUCUUGUCUCUAUGCCAGCUCACCAAACCGGUGCCGGACGUUGCCGUAUCAAUAAAGGCAGCACAAUGGACUCUUUGUGCUAUAUCAAUAAUUGCUGCAGCUGUUUUAAUAUAUUUGCUAGCACCCUGUAUAAAGAUGAUGGUAGCAACACCCUUGCCAAUGUCACAGCAGAUAUCACUAUCGCAGGCUGCUUUGGUAGAACAGGAAGCGACGUAAUUUAAGACGAAAGUCAUUUGUCGGUAUAUAUUUAUACACUGUGCUAGUUUCACCGUCUGUAAGCCGCCCCGAAAAUUAUUAGGCCAAUACAAGAAACCCCUUAACAAUAUUAAAAAUGACCUCAAACUAAUUUAUGACCUAGCGAAAAAUAAAAAUUAAUUUAUGAAAAAAUUUAAACAUCCUGUAUAAUGUAAUAAUGUUUCGUAAUAAUGUUUCGUAAGUAUGAAGUCAUUGAACUUUUACCUAAUUUAGGCUAAAGUAAAUGACCUCACAUAGCGGCGUCACGGCGAAUAAGUAUAUAUUUGAAAAUACAGGAUGUUUUGAAAAAAACAAUUUUUGAAAGUUUGUUACAAUCGUAAUUGUUUGAAUUGUACUUUAUUUAUUUUAAUAAUAACACUAAUGGAUAAUAUACAUUGGGUACAUUAUAAGGGAUUUCGGUUCAAGACGAAGUGAACUUCACGGUGUAUAUUUUUUUUUAUUUGGCAUACACAGUGUAGUGUAGUGCCUAAUUAUCGAAAGACGUGGUGUGACGAAAAAAAAAACAUACAUACAGAGGAAGAGAGAACAAGAAGAGGAAGAGGAACAUAGAACCUUUUCUUUUUUGGAAAUCGGCUAAUGACACCUAUGUUAAUUCACAAGCAAAUUUUAUGAAUGUGUUCAGAUAUCCAUGUUUCUUUUAAAAGUACGUUUUAUUUUCGAAUUUAAAGUAUCGUGAGUGUUAUUCAUAUUAAUUGAUUAUGAAACACGGCUCAAACUCACGUGAUAUUAGGUCGGAGUAUGUCGACUAGUUUCCAACCCAUACGGGGCCCUUAGUCAUGAGCUGGUUCUUGCAUACUCCGACCUAAUAUCACGUGAGUUUUAGCCGAGUUUCAUAAUCAAUUAAUACGUUUUAUUUGUACCCGCUCGAGGGCGGAGCAUAUUUUGAUAGCGUUUAAUUCUUAAUACAGAUUAUAACUCAUGCUAAUGCCUCAGCUCGCAAAGUAACAUGUAAAUUGUAAAUAAUCUGGGCCUCUAUCCAUGUGGCACGUUGGUUCUCUUUCUACAAUAGCAAACGCUUAAAAAAUUAAAAAAAUUAUGGGAUGACAUUUGCUAUCGACGUUAUCAAGUUGUCGAUCGGAUCUGUCAUUCCCAUACUUAUUUUUAGUUUUCGAAGCGUUGGCGUUUGUAGAAAGAGAAUCGACGUGCCACAUAGCUACAAGCCCUGGUUGUCUAAUCGGUUUGUCUAUAGGAGGUUUGGCGUGAGGCUUGGUGGAAAUAUUGCAGUUUCUGUUUACUUACAAAAACACUGGCGAUGACUCUAAUGCGAAAUAACUCAUUGCUUUUAAAUUAUUAUUAAUAAAAAGAGUAAAAUUAAGCUGCAGGCUUAUUUUUAUACUCUCUUUAUUAAAAAACUUAUUACAGAAACAUUUUAAAAGAGUAAAAUCUAAAAUACACAUCCUCUGGCUGUUAGAGACAGUAAAUUGCGAAUAAACAAUUGGCAGUAGACUAAUUUAUAGCGUAUUUCAAAAUGUUUUUUUUUGUCAUUGUAACUCGUGGAACGUGUAUCUUGGUUUCCCAGGAUUUUUUAUUGUUAUUUUUGUUUUUUUUUUUAUAUUAUAAAAGGUCUGAGAGACACGCACUUAAUGAUAUGUUUUUAUAUGCAUAUUUUCUUAUAUAUUUCGCGUGUUUACUAAUGUCGUUUUUGUUAAAACACGUGCAGAUGUAUCUCAAUGUCAAUUUUUUGUUUAUAUUUAUUUGAUAACCGGUAUAUUUUAUAAUGUGAUGAGUUCUACCAUAGAUGUCGUAGAAUUAACUGGGUAAUAGAAAUGGCGUGUGAACGUGAACUUUUGUAUUAUUGUAUUUUUUUUAAAGAAAAAUAUCUUUGUUACUUACUACAUUAUGCCACACAUCACAACUAUUUCAAGUUACACCGGAACAAUACCCUAGGGUAUGUGGCAUUAUCUAGGAAAACGGCUCAGCUCAGCAUAUUGCUAUUUAUACUCUCUAAAAGCCUCUUUGCUUUACUUACUCGAAAAAAAAACUUUUCAAACUCGAAAAAAAAAUCAUUAUGUUUUCAUCAUUAUUAUAUUUUUGCUCGUAUAUAGGAUGUGCUGUUUUAUAAAAGAUAGUCAUAUAUUUCCGUGUGUUUUUCCGCAAUUUUCUUUAGUUAUUUGGUCUAGGAGAUGCCUGCGUGAAAAUCAGCGUAAAUUUUGAUUAUAUUUUAACGAUAGUGAAUGUACUAUUUUUUUUAAUAUAACUUGAUAAAUGACGCAACUUUCAUAAAAAUUGUAAAUGGGGUUUACAAUUUUUUUCAAGUACCAUAACAUUUUCAAAAUUUUAAAAACGUUAUAUUUUAUAUGCAUUUGAUGGUUCAUGUACAAUAUUCAUAAAUAUAUGCGUUCAUAAAAUUAAAGCAAGAGGUUCAAGAUGACCCUGUUGCCUUUAUUUUUCCAUUAUUAUUAUUUGUGUGGCAAAAUCAUCUAAAUUCAUCUCUUUACAAAAACUCGAUUAAAAUAUGUGGGUCAAGUUGGCGCUCAUCCUUUUAUUAUUUUUUUUAUUUUUAUGAUAAAUGUAGGUAUGUUUUUCUCCAAGAUCUAGGUCAAGGUAUUCUAAAUUCAUCUCUUUACAAAAACUCGUCAAAAUAAUAUCUUAGUUGAUUAUAGAUGAAAACGUAACAGUCAGACUAACUUUUUUUGCAUUUAUAAUAUUUGUAUGGAUUAGUAUAAGUACAUGCCAUUUCUAUUGACUUGUUAUUCGACAUCUCUGUGACAUGCACUGCACGUUUGAAGAUGACCAUAUUAUUGCGCAUUGUGUUGUGACGCCGAAUCUAAAUACGUAUUAAGUGUGAGGUGACCAAAUAACACUUUUGGUGUGAAGUCACCGCUGAAUAUCAUAAUAUUUGAAUAUAAUAUCUGAAUAUCAUGUGCGUAGCUUGUUGCAAUUUUCUUCGUUGAGACCUUAAAAAAAACUUUAUGUUCUGUGAUUGAGACAAACAACGUUGUAUUUUUUUAAUAUACUACUUAUUCAACCUUGACUAUAGGAAUGUCAUUGCAAAAUUAGUUUGUAACAUCUUUUUGAAUUGAUUAAAACAAAAAUAUGGAUCAUGGAAUAUUUAACACUAAAAUCAUAAUAAAUCUCUAUUGGCGAAGGUGAAGAAUUUUAAUGCAAAUUCUUAUGAAUUAAUUAAUUAGUUUUAGGUAUAAUGUUUAGCGUUAACCUACCGAGAACGGUAGUUGAAUUGAUCAUGACUAAGUCAAUUGAUUGAAAGUAUGAAAAAACCACGUUUUUAAAAAAAAAAAUUGAUUACGCGGACGAAGUAGUGGGCGUCCUCUAGUUAAUGUAUAAAUGUGACUUUGGAUGUAUGAUUACAAUCCGUACAUCAUCUCCAGUGACAAAGGCUAUUAUUUAUGUUUUAAUUAAAUAUAGCGGCUAUAUCGCUUUCGUGCUUUUUAAUUUUAUAUUUUGUAGUACUUUUUUUUUUUUAAAUGUUUCAAAAAUGUUGUUUUGACUUAUUAAUAUCUACUUUUAUAAAGUAAAAAAUGAAUACUAAUUGAUAUUAGUUAUUUUUUAUGAUAUUUUUUUGUGAUUAAUCUGGGCAUUUCUAUAUCAUAAGUUUAUGCACUCCGUAAAUCGUGGUAAAGUUUUUGAGGAGAACUUGAACUUCGACUAUGUUUUUUUUUUAUAUUUUAAGUUAAGUUUUCACCGAAAAAGUAUUAAUGUAACUACAUUUUAUCAGCGUGUAUGUAUUUUUUGCGAAGCAGUAAAAUCCAAUCAUUCGCACUAGUGAAAAAAAUUGAGCGUAAAUUAAGUGGACUUAUAGAAACGCAAAAGGACCUUUUUAAAGGACGUUUAAUUGAAUAUUUUUAAGGAUUACACUAUAUAAAAUAUGAUUGGAUUAUAAUAUUAGAAAUAUUAGUGUAAAAUAAUCUGUGUUAUCUAAAUUUUAAGACCCGAAGAAUCUGAUUAUUGAUAGAAACUACUAUUAGAGAAAAAAAUUAGGCCAAAAAAUAGGAAUAAUAAUAAGUAGCAAAGCUAAUUUGAUUCCGAAUUAGGAUUAUUACAAAAAUAUCUUUCAUUUCCCUUAAAUAUAUUAAUAAUGUAAACUUAAGUUAGACUCUGGCAAAUAAAGGUUAUAGAUCUUUCGAUUUUACACAUAUAUAUAAAAAUUUGAUAUUUAAAUGAAAAAAGAAACUAGCACCAAAACACUUUUUCCUGCUAUAGUUAUUUAUACCAGCAGUUUUUUUUUAAUUUGCCGCUUUUUUUCAGGUCAAACUUUUAUUUGCCAGAGUCUAAUACUCGUACGAACAUAAUACAGCAAUCUGGCACCUAUAAAGUAAUAUAUUUUCUAUCAACAGGCACUAUUUUUACUACGUUUUAUUAUAUAGCUAUGCAAUAAGAGUAGAUAAACGAAUUCUUUUAAAACACAUUAAGUUGAUCGUGCAAUUUACAGAAAGAUCUCUGUAUAUUUUAUUUUUACUCAAAAAUGGAAUUUACAUUUUUACCAAUAAGUGUAAGUGUGUGGUUUUUUGUGUGAAAGGUUAUUACGGUUUUUUGCUUGAGUAUUGUUGAGUGAACAUAGAAGAAUUUUAGGUGAUUAAGUAGAUAGGACUUAUGAAUGAAUUAUGAAUUCGUAUUGUUUGAAUUUUUUUGUACUUACUUAACUAUACAAUUAUUCGCGUGAAAUCAGACACUGGAAAACGUUUAUAAUAUCGUUAAUUAAAAGAUUGCCAUUAUGUUUAUAAUUACACAAAAUUAUUAUUAUUACCUACUUUGUCUUAAUAUUUAAAAUCGGUCUCAUCUGUUCAAAUAUUACGUAAUGUUAGUAACAUUACGUAAUAUUUGAAUUAAAAAAAAUCGGUGAAUUGAAAAACAUGUCGUUGGAGUAUUUUAUAUAAUCUUCAAUUAGAAUACUUACCAAUAAUGACGUUAGAGUUUAAAAGUUACUAUAUGUAUAGUCCAUUUACUCAUUCUGUAGAAUUCUGACAUUUCUAUUUCCGUUCCCGGUGUUUCUAUAUGUAAAACAGUUCCCAUAAAAAAGAUGACAAGUCCAACUAAAACGAAACUUAUUCUUUCGAUUCUAAAACUGAAAUUUAUACAGACUAAGGGUCCCAUUCCUCAAAAACUAAAGAAAUUUCAUCACUAUCACUUUGUUGUCUGACAUUGUCUGUUAGAACCCUAUAUUUCCUGUGGACGCGUGGGGGAGAUAUCAAGUUGAAGUUUAAAUCGCUUAAACACAUGAAGUUGUGAAUACAUUUAUAAUUACCCUAUGCACGGAACCCUCGGUGGGCGAGUCCGACUUACAAUUGUCGGUUUUUUUAAAAAGCCCAUAUUUUUCUCAAAAAUACAAUUUAUGUUAAACAAAUUUUUAAUGUAGAAUAUCUAAUACGAUUAACAUUAUCCAGUACUAAAGAUCUGAUUUUGCGUGAAUGAAAGACUUUACUAAUGUAUUAUUAUUAUUAUUAUUUUAUUGUAUGCAUUUUAUACUAAUUAUUACUUACAGUCCAUACAAGAAGCUUGCCAUACAACAAUAAUGUUACUAGUAUCAUUUUAAAUAGGAUUUAAAGAGUGUGUUGAGUAAACUACAAUUUGGAUGCUAAUAUAAUAAUUAAGCAUUAAUGAAUGAAAUGACCGAUUCACACCUUUCCAGUAAAUAUCCCGUUUAACAGAAUGACUGUAUCGCUGCUUAAUUAAUGUAUGAAAAGAUUGUUUUGUUAGUAAGUUAGUAAUUAUUUCCGGUAUUAAUUCGACUAAUAACAAUUAAGUUAUAGUCUUAUAAAAUACCUCGCCAUGUUGCGGAAAAAUUGGAACUAGCUUUUUUUUUCUGUAGUUGUGGCUCCCCCAGAAUCCAGGUUUUUCAUAUUUUUGGUAUGCUAUAGAUGGCAACAAUUUAAACGAAUGUAACGAUUAGUCAAUUAGUCACAAUGCCGUAUAUCCAUAAAACGUAAACUCCUUGCUCUCGUAGUCGCGUAAAAAAUAUUAUAAGGCAUGAAUUUUUACCCGCAAUAUAAUAAAAGUUAGUAUAAUGAGAAAUUGUGUAGCAAUUGAAUGCUUUCUUUCCAGUGGCGUAGUGUGCGCUGUAUCAGAUCUAGUUGAGGGGCCCACAUAAAGGGUAACCACUCUUGUACUUACUAGAAUGUUAGAAUGAACUGGAUAUAGUUGCUGGAACAGUGUAAACCGGUCAUUAUCUAAUUUAAGAACAAUCGCGUUGUUUUGAAAAUUUAAAGCACACAUUGUAAUUUUUUUACACUUUUGAAAUUAUGAUUAAUUUUAAUUUAUUUUUGACUUUAAUAUCUAAUGUGACCAAUUAGGCAAAGGGGUUUAUAAGAUAAAAUUUUGUCGAAUAUCAGAUGAAAUCUUAUAUUUGCAAUAAAUUACUAGGUUACGAUUGAAAA
Molecule: messenger RNA, 8049 nt
Organism: Bicyclus anynana (squinting bush brown)
Lineage: Eukaryota; Metazoa; Arthropoda; Insecta; Lepidoptera; Nymphalidae
Product: beta-secretase 1
Exons: 9
Coding region: 203-1678 (491 amino acids)
Biological process (GO): membrane protein ectodomain proteolysis; amyloid-beta metabolic process
Cellular component (GO): trans-Golgi network; endosome; membrane
Molecular function (GO): aspartic-type endopeptidase activity
Source: RefSeq, a predicted model, not a curated record